AUGAACAAGGCCAAAGUUACUUCAAUGAAUAAACUCAUGAUCCCUUGUACAUAUACAACAUCAAAUGGUAGACAUUCUGCAGUAGCAGUAUCAACAAAAUCUUCAGCAGUAUUCUCAGUAGCAGGAGAAUUGUUUAUUGGAAUGAGUCUCAUGCAAAUCAUAUGUUCCGAGAUCGAAUGGUCAUUUCCUAAUGCUAUAGUGCAAAAAAAACAAAGAAAAGUUGCUGUCUGCUCCUUAUGCAAAACUCCAAAGAAUCGCAAAUUUCUACCCAUCCUAAGCCAAAUACCUGAAGAAAUUCACGCUGUUCCUAUGGUAUAUCGAAAACAACUAUCACCUAUCCAUAUGAGUUGCUCUUUAGGACGUGUUACAAAUUCAAAUCCCUAUACAAACUAUCGUCAUCUACAAGAUUUCAUCGGAUUAUCGAAAAAUCAAAUGCUUUAA
Funneliformis geosporum is the source of this 441-nucleotide messenger RNA. Lineage: Eukaryota; Fungi; Glomeromycota; Glomeromycetes; Glomerales; Glomeraceae. The record is from the annotation of a GenBank genome assembly.